GUUGGAUGUUCCCGUCUGGCGACCGUCUGCAAGAGGCGCAACUGAGAGCUCAGAUCUCAGUAACUAUGGCGGCUGCACGUACUGCGCUUAUGUCGUCUAACCCUAGGGCUUUCUCGGGCUUUUCCUCGAUUCGCUCAGUAAACUCGCCGCCAUCUACAACUGGCAAUCUCUCGCAAACCUUAGCUCUUCGCAGGAAUUUUCACGUUCUUCGGAGGAGCUUCGAGCCUUUUCAAUCUUCGUCCUCGAUCAGGGCUUCCAGAGUUCCAAGGAGGAAUUUCGUCGCGAAUGCUGUCAGCGAGGAAAAGUUUCCAUUAGUUGGGAAUCUUGCACCUGAUUUUGAGGCAGAAGCAGUUUUUGAUCAGGAAUUUGUUGAGUUCUCCCACCUUGCUUGGAUUCAGACAGAUAGAAAGGCAGGAGGACUUGGGGAUAUAAAAUAUCCCCUGAUAUCUGAUGUGACUAAAUCAAUAUCACGUUCCUAUGGUGUAUUAAUUCCUGACCAGGGAAUUGCUCUGCGAGGAUUGUUCAUAAUUGACAAGGAGGGGGUGAUUCAGCACUCAACAAUCAAUAACUUGGCCGUAGGCCGCAGUGUUGAUGAAACCAUGAGGACCCUUCAGGCAGUGCAAUAUGUGCAGGAGAACCCAGAUGAGGUUUGUCCUGCUGGGUGGAAGCCUGGAGAGAAGUCCAUGAAGCCUGACCCUAAGCUCAGCAAAGAAUAUUUUGCAGCAAUUUAGGGGCCAUUUUGAGCUGUAAGCUUCAUAUUUUGUUGGUUAGCAAUAGGGUUUUGAUUAUCUUAUGAGACUGCAGGUAGAUUUACAUACAUACCACACAAUUCUUAUGCAUUUAUAUAUCGAACACCUAUACUUUAAUUCUUA
This is a messenger RNA of Phalaenopsis equestris, 872 nucleotides long. RefSeq names its product 2-Cys peroxiredoxin BAS1, chloroplastic-like. NCBI's taxonomy places the organism in Eukaryota, Viridiplantae, Streptophyta, Magnoliopsida, Asparagales, Orchidaceae. Gene Ontology annotation, molecular function: thioredoxin peroxidase activity. The record is from RefSeq and is a predicted model, not a curated record. Gene Ontology annotation, biological process: cellular response to stress; hydrogen peroxide catabolic process; cell redox homeostasis.